Messenger RNA from Petromyzon marinus (sea lamprey), 3348 nucleotides. RefSeq names its product coiled-coil domain containing 112 (gene CCDC112). The record is from RefSeq and is a predicted model, not a curated record. Lineage: Eukaryota; Metazoa; Chordata; Hyperoartia; Petromyzontiformes; Petromyzontidae.
UUUAUGGCCCCGUCGCCAUGGAGACGCCGAGGCCUAGCGACCGUUGAGGCGUUGCUCUCCUACAGUGGCCGAAACUAUUUUUUAUUGUUGUUCUGGUGCUGGUUUUUUUUCCCCCAUUCAUUUAUCAUGAUUGUACUGCUGCUAUUGUUUAUUACGAAUAACAUUCGCUGAUUGCAGUUGUUAUUGGUGCCGUUGCCAUGAUGCGUGUUACUGUAAAUGCGUUCUGCUGUUGCUUGUUGAUAAUUGCUGGUGCCCGAUUGUCAUUGAUGAUAACCGCUGCGUGUUCAUUACUUCUCACAAUUGCUGUAUUCUAUGCCGACUGUUUAUACUUCUCCUAUUCGUCAAUAUACACCUUGUGGGUUUUUUUGACAACGUGCUACCGACACCAGUUGUUUCCUUACCCUUUCCCACACUCGCAUCGCAUUAUCCGCUGCUGAUGCACGUCAUUAGCUGCUGAUAUUUACGUUCACCCUUUCCGCUGGUGACGCCUCUCAUUCAGCGCUUAACUACUCCUCACGCUGCCGUUUUAACUGUUCCCGAGGAUUAAUUGCACCUGCUUGCUGCUAACCCGCCGAUGAAGAUCACCUUCACGUGCAAGCGACGAAUAACGAACCAUAACCCAAUGCUUACUCGCUCUUCCCGAUGCUAACUUGACUUAACGACUGUGACGCUGCAGCGGAUGAUGAUUCACAAUGUCUGCUGCUUCAGGUUAACCACGGUCUGCUGCUUCAGGUUAACCACGGUCUGCUGCUGCUGCUGAUGCACGCAGCCGCCGCACGGACGGAGCGGCCCGGCAUCCCGGGCGCCUGGAUCCGAGAUGGACAGUCGCUGCAGGCACAGAUUAAUGCCUUGGAGAAAGAAAAGCGCAUCCAAUUUUACAGUAAGAAGAGUGAGUUGAAGCAUGACCUGGGAGUAUUGGAGGAGUAUGAGCUCAAAUUACUGAAUGAUAGGAAAUCUGAAGAACUGAAGUUGCAGCAGCAAUUAAACAAAUUAAAAACUAGUGUGCUCUUGUUUCAAAAAGAACUCAAGGAUGUUGCGCAGAACUCAGAAUUUGUUAACAAGCUCAAGGGGACCAUGGAGGAGGUUGAAAGAACCAUCAGCUUAUUUAAAGAACAACAAAGAGAACUCUAUGAGCACCUAAUGAAAGAUGAGAAGAUGACAAGUCAGGAGAUUGGUGCUUUGGAGAAGAAAAUUGAAUCCUGGUCCCAGGGGUCAUUAUCUAAUCCCAGGAUAACAAAAUCUGCUCUUGCUGCUAAGGUGCCGUUAUCCAAAACCAUUGAGGAUGACCUACCAGCAGAGGUGGUGGCCUUUGAAAAGUUCCUGCAGCAGAGUGGAGGUCGACAGGGUGGGUGGGACGACUAUGACCAUCAAAACUUUUUGAAGGUGCGGACAAGGCACAAGGGGAACUUGCUGUUUAUAGAGGAGGCCUUAAAUUAUCUCCCUGGACGGACACGUGAAGAUGUGGAACAGCAUGAGACCUGGUACAAGGAGUUCCUCGACCUGGAAGAUGAAAAAAAGGAAGCAAUUUCUCGUUGGAAGUUAUGCAGGGAGCGCGAGCGAGCAGAGAAACUUGCCAAGCAAGAGAAAAGUUCAGAGGGGCAAGAAGCAGAGAAAAAGGACCAGGAGGAGGCUUGGUUACAGAAGCUGAAGCAGGAACAAAUCCAGAAACGUGAAAAGAUUAAUGCCUGGAAAGCCCAGCAAGAAAAGGCUCGGGCAGAUGAGGAGAAGCGGCGGCAGCAUGAGGAGGAAGAGCGCGCACGAUACAGGGAACGUGAGACGCAGCGCCAGGCUGAGCUUCGAGUCCUUGCCAGAGAGCAUGCGCGGCGGAAACGACAGCUGAAGGAGCAGCAGCGGCGAGACGAAGAGCUCCGGGAGCAGGCCGAGCGGGAGGACAAGGCUUGUCUGGCCGCACAAGAGAUCCAGCGUUUCCAGGAACGAGAUCAGGAGAAGGUUGAAAGCAAACUUCUGGAGAAGAAAGCCAAAGAGCAAGAAGACAUUGAACGAGACAGGCGUCUUGCUAAACUGAAACAACAGGUGGAAGUGCACGUUGAAAGGGACCCCAGCAGACUCUUGAAGCUCACCAAAGGUUGGCUGGAAAGAACCAAACACAUUGGACCUUCUGGGGGAGGUCCACUUUUAAAAAUCCCUCACAGAGCCGUUCCUGACUGGAGACAAGGACUUUAAUUUUCACCAUUGUGGAGGUUUGUUCAGGCAGUACAUUGUGUUAACAAUAAUCUAUUAUAUCUAGAUUUGAAGCUUUCGUGACUGCAGGAAUCCAUAAAUUGUAUACCUACGUGACUUUACCGAAAGAACCAGAGAGUAAUAAUCUAUUAUAUUCAACAAGGUUUACCACAGCAGGUUUACCACAGUAGUGUCUGCUAAAUCUGUUGUUUGAAACAAAUAUUGUGAAAUAUUUUGAGGUGCUAACUUUAGCAAUUCGAGGCGAUGAAUAAUGCAAUCAGAUUUAAUCACCGACUUCAAGAAUCCAUUGUGCAACUUGAAAGGAGGUUUUCAUUAUCCCUGUGUAAAAUGUUUCUAUAGAGUUUAACAUUGUAAUGUUUGUGUUAACUGUGUAAUGGUAAAUAACAUACAGUCAUUGUUGAAAUCAGUUUUGCCUCUGUUUUUUUUAAUAAGAGUGAGUGCAGAGUCAUGUCAUGAUUGGGGUAUUUAAAUAUUGAGUAAACAUUCAGUUAAGCAGGUCGACAAACUUUGUACCACCAGCUAAUUAUGCUACAUCGAUGAUUCCAGUUAUUCCAUCUGGUACUGGAGCUAUCCCUUUUCAUAUUGAAAAGGGCAGUGGUUGUUCCCGCAUGUGUGAUAUCUGUAAAUCAUGUGAAAAACUAUCCUUCACCUGUGGAGUUUGAAUUUUCUGUAGGGGACGAGCGUAAAUAACACGAUGUUAUAUGAUUCUUUGUCGAAAUAAUGUUUCAUUAUGUUUAUGUAUUUCUUGGCUGUGAGCUCCCGCAGAUGUUAUUCUCCCUCAUUCCUCUCUCCGAUGCCAAGUUAACCAUCCUCUCGUCCCUCUUACCUACCCUGGUAUUGAGGUGCCCCAUUUCCUAUGGUGCAGUGUGUUUUGAUGUCAUUUAGAUGUUGGUUAAUCUCUUCAUACAUGUAGGCUACUGAUACAGCUUGAUGGCUUGUUGUUGGAGCAUAUAUUUGAAUGACUUAACAUGUAUUCAUUAGAGAGUCUUUAACUUACAUUUUGAAAUUCUAUCACUUGAAAUUCUUUUGAAUCCUAAAAUCCUGUGCUUUAUUCCUGCAGUAAACAGAUUCAGGAUCUUUUUUAAUGUAUUUCCUAUUAUCUUAUAAACUGACACGCAGCGAUUAUUGUUGCUGUCUGAUGUGUUU